Molecule: messenger RNA, 2596 nt
Organism: Lytechinus variegatus (green sea urchin)
Lineage: Eukaryota; Metazoa; Echinodermata; Echinoidea; Temnopleuroida; Toxopneustidae
Product: L-gulonolactone oxidase-like
Cellular component (GO): membrane
Molecular function (GO): FAD binding; D-arabinono-1,4-lactone oxidase activity
Source: RefSeq, a predicted model, not a curated record
GAACCUGAAUAAAUGUGGCCUAGAUUUCAUAACAUCUGUAGAUUCUAUGACUGUGCUGCACAUGUAACAAGAUUUCAUGGGAAUUAUUAUCUCUGAAGGUGUUGAGAUAUAACCAGUCAUCAUGGAGGGAUACGUCUUCAGCAACUGGGCAGAGACAUUCUUUUGCAAGCCUGAGCGGUACUAUGAGCCACAAAACAUUUCAGAGCUUACCCAGUUGGUCCAGAAGGCUCGUAUAGAAGGGAAGAGAGUUAAGGUCUGUGGCAGUAGGCAUUCACCAUCAGAUAUCGCGUGUACAACGGGAUACAUGAUCAACAUGAAGCACAUCAACAAAGUCAUAUCGGUUGAUGUUGACAAAUGUCAAAUACAUGUAGAGGCUGGAGUCAAGCUGGAGAAACUCAAUACCGAUAUCCUUCCAAGACAUGGACUUGCUCUUAGUGUACUUGGAGCUAUCUCAGAGCAGACUAUAGCUGGCGCUAUUUCAAGUACUCACGGCACUGGAUACAAUCAUGGUAUCAUGGCAACAAAUAUCGUUAGCUUGGAGUUGUUGACUGGGCAAGGAGAAGUCUUGCAGUGCUCAGCCUCAGAAAACCCGGAUGUUUUCAGCGGUGCCUGUUGUGGGUUAGGAGCUCUUGGUAUUAUUCUCACAGUGACCAUACAGUGUGAACCGGCGUACAAGCUGCAUGAGAUUCAGACGUCUACAACACUUGAUGACGUCCUGGAUAAUUUAGACUCGUACGUUGAAGGGAGUGAGCACUUUCGUUUCAUGUGGUACCCUCAUACCGAUAUGGUGGUGAUAUCUAAGCUUAAUCGCACGGAGAAGAGCAUCACAAUGACCCCACCCUCAUGGUUUUGGAACAAGUUUAUCGGUUUCUAUGCACUGGAAUUCUCCCUUUGGCUUAGUGAGUUUUAUCGACCCCUUGUUCCGUGGAUCAACUGGUUGUAUUUCUUGAUAUUUUCCUCGCAACCGAAAGAAAGGGUCGACAUCGGGCACAGAGUCUUCAAUUUUGACUGCCUCUUUAAACAGCAUGUCACUGAAUGGAAUGUCCCGAGGAACAAGACUGGUGUGGUUUUGCGAGAGCUGAGAGACAACAUCGAUAAGAGACGUUUCUAUGCGCACAUGCCGACAGAGGUUCGCUUUACACGAUCUGAUGACAUCAUGAUAAGCCCGGCCAAUGGGAGAGAGACGUGCUUCAUCAACAUCAUCCAUUUCAGGCCUUAUGGAAGAGAAACUUUGAACACCAAAUACUGGGCGGUUUAUGAGGACAUUGUGAAAAGAGCAGGAGGAAGACCUCAUUGGGCCAAGGAGCACCCUCUGAGAAACAAGGAGUUAUCCGAGCUUUACCCAAGGUGGACCGAGUUCUGUGAUCUCCGGAAGAAACUUGAUCCUCACGGGAUGUUCCUCAACGCGUACCUAGAGAGGAUUCUCUCUGACUAAACUUCGCUGCCUGAUCAAUGGCGCUAUCCGGAGGGUUCAUCUGGGAGGUUUCCUGGGGCUACGUCCGGAAGAAACUACCAUGAUUGUACGAAAAAUCUCUCAAGUGCCGUCAUUUUUGUUGGAAAAUGGAUCCUCACGGGAUCUUCCUCAAUGCGUAUUUAGCGAGGAUUCCGUCAGACUAGACUUCACUGCCUGGCCAAUGGCGUUAUCCUGAUGGGCCAGUGGGUACGUAUCCUGGCUCUUUGUCUGGAAGAAAUUGAUAUACUUGUACAAAAAAAUCUCUCAGAUGUUAUCCUUUUUGUUUAGAAACUAGGUCCUCAUGGGAAGUAUCUCGAUGCGUUUCUGGAAAUGAUUCUACCUGGAUAGCUGUAAUCUCUGCUGCUUUACCAAAAGCGAUUUCCUGAGGAUUUAGCUGGCAAAAACUAGAUCCGAGGAUACCUCCUUGCCCGCUGGAACCAGAUGGUCACUCUAAAAGCCCAUGGGGAGCUUGGUAAUCUUUGGGUUGAUAUACAUUGCCAUAAAUAGUGUCUUAUUACAUGAUUUUCGGGAAGAAGGGAUCCUUGCGGAAUGUUUCUGGGUGUGUAUUUAGUGUGGAGUCUUUCUGACUAGAUUUUGCUGCUCUUUCAAUGGCUUCACCCUGUGGAAUACAGACGAACUAAAUCCUACAUUACCACCAAGGCCAUACUGAUUUUGUCUCUUAAAUACAGUCAUCGUUGGAAGAAGCAAUAUGAUUGCAAGAUGAUCUUCGAUGCGUAUUUGGUAAGAAUACUAAACGGAUUAAUUACCAGUGUAACCCCUGUAUCUAAAAGGUUUGUCAUGUGACACACAAGAUAUUUAUCUGAGAUUAAUCUUCGCCCCUGAUGCAUCAUGUUCAAAAGAAAUGAGAUCUUUUGCGAUCGAUGGUUACAUGGUGAGAAACUCCUAGCGUAUUUUCUGCCAAUCGCAUUAUUUUAUGAACAGGAAGACCUAAAUCCUUGUGAAAUUUCUUCUAUACUUUAUUAUAUAGAGAUUUUUCACAGUCUAAUAUGGUCUCAUGGGUUGGUAAUGACGUUCAUAUUGGUUUGAGUAAUUCCUGGAGUAUUAGAAAAAAAACAACCUGCUACCUCCAAAAUAUAAAAGUUGAAAUAAAAGUGUGGGAAGUUCAAGGAAUGUGGCAUUUUU